UGAUGUUUUUGGAGACAAGUACGCUGAUGAGAGAAUGUGGAAGAGGCUUUUGUACAGUGUGCAAGAAAAAUACUUAACAAAAUUGAAUAAGUGGGCCCAGUGAGCUGCAGGAGGAUGCAGGGACUGCAGGGCUGUCACAGGCACUGACGGAGCAGGGUUUCCCUCCUGGUGGUGCUGACCUGUCUGACUGCCGAGAGCCAUCAGAAGCGCCGCCUCCCUGUCUGCCGAGCCUGAGGUCCAGUCUGUUCUGGAUGGAGCAGCAGGUGCUUGUGGGGACACUGGAGACCUGUCAUCACCAGGGCGGACAGAGUCCCUGGUCUGCUGAAGAUCAUCUUCCUACUGAAGAGAUUAUAGAUAAUCACCUAAUAUACUUCUUUUGUGAUUCUGUUACAUAUAAUUUAUCCUUUGUGUUUCUUUGUCACCUGAGACCAGUCAUUGAUUGAAAACUGAGUAUAAAUAAUAGAACUGGAUCAGGCAUAGUGGAUCCAGCCUGUAAUUUCAGCACUUUGGGAGGUCUAGGAGACAGAUCACUUGAGGCCAAGAGUUCAAGACCAGCCUGGGCAACAUAAUACCACAGCAUUUCUACAAAUAAUAUUAACAAUAAUAAUAAUAAAUGAGCUCUGGGUACUGGUGGGCACCCGUUGUCAUAGCUACUCAGCAAGCUGACGCAGGAGGAUCCCUUGAGCCCAGGAGUCUGGGGCUGCUGUGAGCUGUGUUCAUGGCCCUGCACGCCAGCCUGGACAACACAGCAAGACCCUCUUCUUAAAGAACAAAAUAUAGGGCUAAGAACUAUAGAACUGUGAUAAAAGAUAUGUCCCAGGAUGGAGACAUCUGAGAUGUUUUAACAGUGGAAAUAGCCAUGUUGGAUCCCAAAUCCCAGAAACAGAGAUGUGAGUUCCUGGUGGUAGAGCUCGGUGCUUUGGACAGGGAAGCUGAGGCCCAGGCUUGUGAGGUGGCCCUGCUGCCAGCAAGGGGUGAGGGAGCUGGGGAGAAUCUCUUAGUCCUUCUGGGCCUCAGUUUCCCCAUCAGGAAGUGAAGGUUCCAACUGCACCUCUCCCAGGGACCUUCCUGCCAGGUUUGCUCUGAGUCUCUGUGGGCAGAGCUGUGGUAAAGGUGCCCUGCGACCCGCAGUGGAGACCUGACCUUGGUCCCUACUGUGACUAUCUCCUGCAGGGCCCUGAGCUGAGGCCACACCCUGAGAACUCAGAACUGAGGGAGCAGAUGGAGGAAGGGGAGCCGGCAGGUUGGGGGAUGAGAAUGACCGAAACAAGGACACGGGAACGGUGGUGCAGGUGGACACACAUGGGGUGAGAAUGAGGACAAAUUGGGUUUAGAGAUCAGGAGUCACUGAGAGACGCCUGUCAUCACCCAAACCCUCCAGGGCCAGCCUGGACAGAGCAGUGGGGAUGGGAGAGGAGCUCAGGGCACUGGGGUCCUAGGCACCUGGCCAAGGACACCCACAGGCUGGACUCAGAGCUGGUUCACACUGAGGGAAGCACCAACCCCAAGAGGAGGAAGAAGUGACCGUGAGACCCUGCCCAGCUCCAGCAGCCUCGUCCUUGGGGCUGCCCUGGCAGUGGACGCCCUCCAGGUCAGGGUGGGCUGAGCAGGAGAAGGGUGGACAUGCUGCUCUAGGCCAGUGACCCGGGGACAGGGGACCCUUGCACAUGAAGUAGUGACACUUGGCUAUUCUCUGUGCCUUUCAGUUGAGAAAGGUCUGGUGGCAGCCCAGGGAACGGGUGGAGAGGUCACAGACACGUCAUCCCCAUGACGCAGUGAACAGGAAGGGAAUUCCUGAGAGCAGUCCCGGUGUCACCAGACCCCCACAGGGGACUGUCCCUGAGUUCUGAUACUGUAGGGCAGGGGUCUCUCUACAGAAGGAGACGUGCAGCUCCCUGGCAGGAAGGAGGGUGUCUCUCACAGAACACUCAGGGAAGGAGUGUAGACGGGGUGCUGGAGUCAGAAACCACUUUUAUUCAGUCACUGACGACCACUGCGGGGAGCCCCCUGGUGCCGGGCCUGAGUGGGAACCGUGAACACGGAGUUGGUGAAACUGUGUCCCAGCAUCCACGGAGCUCUCAGGCCGGUAGGCCGUGCAUCGUGGCAAGUGUGGUCACGGUGAGGGAGGGUCCCAUGGGGUGUGGGGGUGACCUCAGUGGCUGUCCUGGUCCCCCUUCUGUUUGUUUCCAACAGCUGGUGGGCCCUGGGUGACAACACUCCUGACCUCCCGGGACACCACCAGCAUCUGCCUCCAGGUCGUGUCAAGGUCAACAGAGCCAAGGUCUCCAGGGGAAACUGCUGACUCCGUCAUGGCCACCUGGAGACACCAUGAGGCCAGUUUAGUGGGACCCUUAAGUCCAUGUCUGCCAGAAAGAGUGUGGCAAGUUCAGGGAUGUCCUGGAGUCCGUGCUGGGGGUGAGGCUGGACUUCUGGGAGGAGGAGCGGGCAGAGAUGCCGACCCUGGAGGACGAGCUCAGGGAAGCCAACAGGCUCAUUGACCAGCAGGCCCGAGAGCUGACCCGAUUGAGGCAGGUGUUGCGAGAGGGGAGAGAUGGCUCAUUUCUCCUCAAGCAGCACCUGCAGGCCAUCCUCCUCCAGGACAAUCCUGACAGCUGCCAGGGCCAGGACCUCCGUGAGCACCUGGCAGAGGGGCGCAGGCUGGCAGAGCACCUUGCCCGCACGCUCAGCCCAGAAAACCACGAAGAUCAGGAGGAGGAGAAGGAAGAAGAACCACCAGCCCCCAGGUUGAGCAGUGUGGAGCAGGAGGAGAAGGUGAAUGGAGUCCUGCAGAGCCAGUUGGGUGAAGGCCACCUGACUUCUGCCAGUCACCGUGACCUGUGUGACACCGACCAGCCUCCCUGCACCGGUGCCAUCCUGUUUGAUGAGCAGGGAGUCUCCAGGGCACUGGAUGCAGCUACAACUCGAGGUGACAGCAACACACAGGAAGGACAAGAGCCCAUGGAGACCGGGCUCAGCGGGGAGGAGGAGGAGGCGAAUCCCACCCAGCAGACCUCACUGCAUGAGCAGCGUGUCACCCUUUCCAGUGGCCAGGACCUCUCUGAGUCCCGCUGCCCUUCCCGCUGUCCUGCUGCCCGAUGCAGGAGACGACUGCGCCUGCCCGGGUCCAGCUGAGAACUAUGAAGAGGAGGAAGACGAAGAAGAUCUAGAAUCACUGGCCUCCAG
Lemur catta (Ring-tailed lemur) is the source of this 3183-nucleotide messenger RNA. RefSeq names its product putative neuroblastoma breakpoint family member 5. The record is from RefSeq and is a predicted model, not a curated record. NCBI's taxonomy places the organism in Eukaryota, Metazoa, Chordata, Mammalia, Primates, Lemuridae. The transcript is spliced from 10 exons. The coding region runs from base 2452 to 3132 and encodes 226 amino acids.